Oncorhynchus keta (chum salmon) is the source of this 1128-nucleotide messenger RNA. RefSeq names its product GTP cyclohydrolase 1 feedback regulatory protein-like. Bases 134 to 403 code for a protein of 89 amino acids. Gene Ontology annotation, cellular component: cytoplasm; nucleus. Gene Ontology annotation, biological process: negative regulation of biosynthetic process. The transcript is spliced from 3 exons. NCBI's taxonomy places the organism in Eukaryota, Metazoa, Chordata, Actinopteri, Salmoniformes, Salmonidae. The record is from RefSeq and is a predicted model, not a curated record. Gene Ontology annotation, molecular function: GTP cyclohydrolase binding.
CAUUGCGAUGGGUGUUUCCGCAUUCGCUGUCAGUGCGAGCGCAACUUGGAAAGGGGACUGUCGUGUCUCUGAAGUAACGGUCUAAAAAUCAUCCUUUCCCGGGGGACUACCCGUUAAACGGUUGAGAUCCACGAUGCCCUAUGUACUCGUUAGUACUCAGAUCCGUCUGGAGACUGGGCCAACCAUGGUAGGAGAUGAAUACUCUGACCCAGCCAUAAUGAACUACCUGGGAGCCAGGAAAACCACCAUGCUGGGGAACAAUUUCUCGGAGUACCACGUGGACGACUCUCCGCGGUUGGUGUUGGACAAGCUGGAGAAGAUUGGCUUCCGUGUGGUGACCAUGACUGGCGUGGGACAGACGCUGGUGUGGUGCAUGUACAAGGAGACAGACUACAUAACCUGACCGGGGGUCAGUGUGAGUGUGUCCUCCUGGGCGACGAGGUUGUGAUUGUAGUGUCCUCCGUCCAAUGAGGGGCCACAGAGAAAACCUAUACUAUACAUUUAACAUUACAAAUCAAGGCAGAGAAUUCUAUACAUUCAUCCUGCUACUGUCCUCUCAGUGAUGUAAUGGUUCUCUCUACCUUCUAGUCAUUUUUGAACAAGGGGAGCAAAGUACAGAAUUUGACAUAAGGACCUGAAAUGAGUGAAUUUGUAUAAUGACGCUACUUGCCAAACAUUUGUACUUCCGUUCAGACGCACGCCAAUGUUUUGGAGCAGCUACCAAAUAGAUAUGCGAGUAGUGGCUUGUUCAUAAUCUAUCAUAACAAUUGGUAAACAGACUUCAGGGAAAUAGAUGACAAUGUACAUUCCAGAAAGAAUUACAGCUCAAAUGACCAAGAUUCAUUUUACCUGAGUAGAGUAUAGUUCAUGUCAUUUCAACUAUCUGUAACUGAACCUGAAUGUCAACUGUGAGAUUAAUCAGUUUCAAAGUUUAUUUUACUUUGUCUUUAGGCCAAACAAAUAUUUACCUUUUAAUUUUACCAGUCGACAAACAUUCCUUUAUCCUGACUCCAUCAUGGCACAACAAUCUAUUCCAUUACAUUAGAGCUAUUGAUGUAGUUUUCUUGAAAUUGGUGAUAUAAAUUAAUGAGAAGCACGUGAGGCAAUUAUAAUAAAAGGUGACUAUUA